Messenger RNA from Cyclopterus lumpus (lumpfish), 2574 nucleotides. It is a transcript of the gene scarb2a, whose product is annotated as scavenger receptor class B, member 2a. The transcript is spliced from 13 exons. The record is from RefSeq and is a predicted model, not a curated record. Lineage: Eukaryota; Metazoa; Chordata; Actinopteri; Perciformes; Cyclopteridae. Bases 465 to 2057 code for a protein of 530 amino acids. Gene Ontology annotation, biological process: receptor-mediated endocytosis; protein targeting to lysosome. Gene Ontology annotation, cellular component: lysosome; cytoplasm; membrane. Gene Ontology annotation, molecular function: scavenger receptor activity.
CCUGACCGAGUUCAUUAAUGCGAAGAGGAAGGGGAGGGGGUGGGAAGCUCUUCUUCUACGAUGUGCUGAGCGCUGCCGUUUCAUUUCACCACCGCCUCCGAGCAGCUCAGUCCUCCCCUCUCUCUCUCUCUCUCUCUUUUUUUUUCUUUCUUUCGGAGGGGGUUUAAAGGACGUUAUCUCACAUUUUUUCGAUGAAAAAGCGGCCACGUCUUUGAUUAUUUCGUUUGUACCCCGCAGCCUUCACCGGUAAGACCACUCUCCAGGGGCGGCGACGAGAGAAGUUUAAACCGCCCAGCUGCCGCUCAGAAGACGCCGGAUCCGAGCUCUCACGAUCCUACACAUCGCUAUCUUUAGUGUGUGUGUUUUUUUUUGGGGUGUGUGUGUGUGUGUGUGUGGGGUGCAAGUUAUCUUCGACUUCAGUGAAGUUUGUUUUAGAGGACCGCUCAUCCAAAACCCCCGGCAUCAUGACUCGGAGAUCCUGUGCCAUUUACGCCACCGGGAUCGUGUGCGCUCACCUCCUGAUAGUGGGGAUCGCCCUGGUCGUGGCUCAAGUCUUCCAAACAAUGAUCCACAGCCGGUUAAAAAAGGAAAUUACUUUGACAGAGAAGAGCCAAAUGUUUGAAGCUUGGAAGAAUCCACCUCCACCGGUUUAUAUGGAGUAUUACUUCUUCAACGUGACCAAUCCAGAUGUGUUCUUGGCUGGCGGGAAGGCAGCCGUUAAACAGAUCGGACCAUAUACUUACAGGGAAUACAGGCCGCGGGUGAACGUGACUUUCCUGGAGAACGGCACCAAGCUCUACGCCCUGAACCCCAAAACCUUUGUGUUUGUGCCGGAGAAGUCAGCCGGUAACCCCGAGGUCGACAUCGUCAGGACUGUGAACAUCCCGUUUGUGGCCAUCAUGAGCGAGCUGAACUCCUACUCCUUCUUCCUGCGAACUUUGGUUUCCAUGUACAUAAACAGCCUGGGCGUCGAGGUGUUCAUGUCCCGCACUGUCCACGAGGUUCUGUGGGGCUUCAAGGACCCUCUGCUCACAAAGGUCCACUCCAUGAAGCCCGAAGUGGACGAAUACUUUGGGCUGAUGUGGAAGAAAAAUGGCACCCAUGAAGGAGAGUUUGUGUUCCACACCGGCGAGGAGAAUUACUUGGAUUAUGGCAAGAUCGACACGUGGAACGGCAUGAGGGAGAUGUCGUGGUGGUCUUCAAAUCAGAGCAACAUGAUCAACGGUACGGACGGCGCCGUCUUCCACCCGCUGAUAAACAGAAACGAGCUGCUCUACAUCUUCGCUGCGGAUCUCUGCAGGUCUAUCCAUCUAGCCUAUGUGGAAGAUGUGGAGGUGAAAGGCAUCCAGGCGUACCGCUUCGCCCCCCCCAACGAUGUCCUCAUGAACCCCAAAGAAAACCCCAGUAACGCGGGCUUCUGUGUGCCGGCUGGAGACUGUCUCGGCACCGGGGUGCUUAAAGUCAGCGUUUGUCGAGAAGGUGCUCCCAUCGUGGUGUCUUUCCCCCACUUUUAUCAAGCGGACCCGAAGUACAUCAACGCCAUUGAAGGGCUGAGCCCCAACAAGGAGGAACACGAGACGUACCUCGACCUGCAACCGACCACAGGGGUUCCCAUUCGUGCCUGCAAGAGAGCUCAGCUCAACAUCAUCCUGAAAAGAAUCCAAGGCUUCCCCAAAACCAAGUUCAUCAACGAGACCAUUUUCCCCAUCAUGUUCGUCAAUGAGACGGCGACGGUCGACGAUGACUCGGCGUCCCAGAUGAGGACGAUGCUCCUCAUCGUGACUCUGGUGUCAAACUUCCCGUUGCUCAUCGUGGGCAUGGGCAUCAUCCUGCUGCUGGUGCUCGUGGUCUUGUUCUGCCGAAACCGCCAGAAGAAGAAUGAAGUAAAACGUAUUGAUUUUACUGAAGCUUUUCAUUCUUUUACUACGGUGAAAGACGACACGGCCUACACGCAGGUCAGCGACAAACCCGACGAGCCGUCACAAACGCCGGCCAGCCAGCCAACGAGGAACGGCUCCUACAUCGCCAUGUCUCCAGUGGAGGCCCAGAAGUGUUGAUCGAGAGUCCCCUCCCCCAAGUGAGGAGCUCAGGAAGGGGGGCUGAGGGAGCAGCACAGGGGGUGUUACAUUACCAUGGGUGGGGGAUGUAGGGAGGAAAGGGGUGGGACACGCAUUUGAUGUGUAGUCAACAAAGACAAUUGCUCCUCUCACUCAGCCCUCUUAUGACUGUCUGUCCUCCUCUGCUCUACCUGCUGAGCGCGGCCCCUCACUGCCGGGCCGUACUGCAAAACAGCAAACUCCCACACUCUUAUUCCUCUUUUCCGUCCUGGUCGGCCUUAAGGGACUCCGGGCUGGCGCGGCCAGGAUAAGCCUUUUUUUUUUUCUUUUCUUCUUCUUCUUCCCAAUACUACUUCUGAGGGAACACGUAGCACAGUUGUCGCUGUCGCACACGGAUGCCGAUGCUGCUCAAAGAGUGUUUUAGUGGGUGUUGUUACCGAUGUAUUCCUGCUCCUUUCCGCCGCGUCAGUGGAGGAAAUUCAUUUUUUUUCUUCUUUUUUAAAAAAAAAAAAAAAAA